Molecule: messenger RNA, 1047 nt
Organism: Candidula unifasciata
Lineage: Eukaryota; Metazoa; Mollusca; Gastropoda; Stylommatophora; Geomitridae
Source: the annotation of a GenBank genome assembly
AUGGCGACAUCACCAAGAAUCGUAGUCCGGAAAGCGCAAGAGGAAGAUUAUGAGGCAGUGAUAAAUAUUACAAAGGAAAUCUCCCUGGGUGCCGAUUACCUCUAUGUGCAAUACAGCGAGUUGAUCAAUGAUGCAGAUUCCUCCUAUUAUGUGUGUGAAGUCGAUGGGGAGGUGGCGGCAUUUGAAGGCGUUUCACUACUCGAUGACAACAACACUUUAAUGGCCCGUUCCGCCAGGGUUAAAGACAAAUUUCGAGGCCAGGGACUCCUGAAUCGGAUUAGAAAGAAAAUCUAUGACGAUUAUAAAGAUGUUCCUGGGCAGAAGCGAAUUCGAAAUUGCUGCACGAAUAUUGUCAGACUGGUGGACAGCGCUACGUUCAGGAGCCAGAACAGAUUCCUUGGGACUAGGGCUUUGACAGUAUAUGAUCCUCUCGAUGUUGUAAAAGUACCCGCCGCUUAUACUGAUGACAUCCCUGAAGUCCGGACCGUUGACCCUGAAAUUCUUCGCUACCUAUUUGAGGAGAAGGAAUUGUCCACAUAUCUGUUUCCUUUGGGAUUCCUGGUCGUUAUUUCAUGGUUUUUUGAUCCAUUGGUCAGCAACAUCAAACACAUCAAGAAGCAGCAUCCAUGUGUAAGCAUAUCAGCUGUACUUGGAGAAAGUAUAGAACAGUUAACUUCUACUUCUAAUAUAGAAAAGUCUUAUACGAAUUCCAAGGAAAAAGCACGCGGUCUCUUAGUUUUUUGUUGCCACUACAAAACUCCAACUAUGAUUUUUUUCAACAUUGAAAUCUACGGGAAACCGGUGCAGGGUCAAGAAGACAGCGAAUUAAGGCCUUUUAUAUUCCAUGGCUUGAAACAGGCAGUCUCUGUAAUGGAACAGGAUCAUUCAAAACUUCCGCCCGCUUUGGGCAUUAGCACAGACACUGAUGAACUUUUACAGGUAUGCAAAAAUAUCGUAGCACCGUUGGGGUUUUAUCGCGAUAAAAUGGGAGCAUUUACGAGUCAAAACUUUUUUGAACAAGAGUUUGAACAACUUGCGAAUUAUUAG